Rattus rattus (black rat) is the source of this 2511-nucleotide messenger RNA. It is a transcript of the gene Slco1b3, whose product is annotated as solute carrier organic anion transporter family member 1B3. Gene Ontology annotation, molecular function: protein binding. The record is from RefSeq and is a predicted model, not a curated record. The transcript is spliced from 15 exons. Lineage: Eukaryota; Metazoa; Chordata; Mammalia; Rodentia; Muridae. Gene Ontology annotation, biological process: transmembrane transport; sodium-independent organic anion transport. The coding region runs from base 115 to 2178 and encodes 687 amino acids. Gene Ontology annotation, cellular component: membrane.
GGUUAGACAUGCCACGCUUGCUCUAGAAGCCUGAGCUCAGGAUAGGUGAUCAUUUCAAAAGAAAUAUUUAUCAACAGUGAUUGCAGACGUUCCCAUCACAACCACUGUUCAGUCAUGGACCAUACUCAGCAGUCAAGCAAAGCUGCAGAGGCCCAACCUUCACGAUCAAAGCAAACAAGGUUCUGCGAUGGAUUCAAGCUAUUUUUGGCAGCCCUCUCCUUCAGCUACAUAUGCAAAGCACUAGGUGGAGUUGUUAUGAAGAGUUCCAUCACCCAAAUAGAAAGAAGAUUCGACAUACCAUCUUCCAUUUCUGGUUUGAUUGAUGGAGGCUUUGAAAUUGGGAAUUUAUUAGUUAUUGUAUUUGUGAGUUACUUUGGAUCCAAACUACACAGACCAAAGCUGAUUGGAAUUGGCUGCUUCAUCAUGGGCAUUGGGAGCAUUCUGACAGCGUUGCCACAUUUCUUCAUGGGAUAUUACAAGUAUGCAAAAGAAAACGACAUCGGCUCUCUAGACAACUCUACAUUGACCUGUUUCAUCAAUCAAACGACAUCACCCACCGGACCUUCACCUGAGAUCGUGGAGAAAGGUUGUGAAAAGGGGUUAAAGUCGCACAUGUGGAUUUAUGUCCUGAUGGGGAACAUGCUUCGUGGGAUAGGGGAAACACCAAUAGUGCCCCUGGGAAUUUCCUACCUUGAUGACUUUGCAAAAGAAGGGCACACUUCCAUGUACCUAGGUACUCUGCAUACUAUAGCAAUGGUUGGACCAAUCCUUGGCUUUAUCAUGUCAUCUGUGUUUGCUAAGAUAUAUGUAGACGUUGGAUAUGUAGACCUGAACAGUGUCCGAAUAACUCCUAAUGAUGCUCGUUGGGUUGGUGCCUGGUGGCUCAGCUUCAUUGUGAAUGGACUAUUAUGCAUUACUUCUUCCAUACCCUUCUUUUUUCUGCCCAAAAUUCCAAAGAGGUCACAGGAGGAAAGGAAAAAUUCAGUAUCUCUUCAUGCACCCAAAACAGAUGAGGAGAAGAAACACAUGACUAAUUUAACAAAGCAAGAGGAACAAGCUCCUUCCAACAUGACUGGUUUUCUAAGGUCUCUGAGAAGCAUCCUUACCAAUGAAGUAUAUGUUAUAUUCUUGAUACUGACGUUGCUACAAAUCAGCAGCUUCAUUGGCUCCUUUACUUACCUGUUCAAGUUCAUAGAGCAGCAGUUCGGCCGGACAGCAUCUCAGGCCAACUUCUUGUUAGGAAUUAUAACCAUACCUACUAUGGCAACUGCAAUGUUUUUAGGAGGAUAUAUUGUUAAAAAAUUCAAAUUGACAUCGGUUGGAAUCGCCAAGUUUGUAUUUUUCACCUCCUCGGUGGCCUAUGCGUUGCAGUUCUUAUAUUUUCCUCUACUCUGUGAAAACAAGCCAUUUGCUGGCCUAACCUUGACCUACGAUGGAAUGAACCCAGUGGACUCUCACAUAGAUGUACCACUUUCUUAUUGUAACUCGGACUGCAGUUGUGAUAAAAAUCAAUGGGAACCCAUCUGUGGGGGAAAUGGAGUCACUUACAUUUCACCUUGUCUGGCAGGAUGCAAAUCUUUUCGUGGUGAUAAGAAGCCGAAUAACACAGAGUUCUAUGACUGCAGUUGUAUCAGCAGCUCUGGAAACAACUCAGCACGUUUGGGUGAAUGCCCAAGAGACAAAUGCAAAACCAACUAUUACUUUUAUAUAAUUCUUCAAGUCACUGUGUCCUUUUUCACUGCAAUGGGAAGUCCAUCUUUUAUCUUGAUUCUGAUGAAGAGCGUCCAACCUGAAUUGAAAUCACUUGCAAUGGGUUUCCAUUCACUGAUUAUUCGAGCACUAGGAGGGAUUCUAGCUCCAAUCUAUUAUGGGGCAUUCAUUGACAGAACGUGUAUUAAGUGGUCUGUCACCAGCUGUGGAAAACGUGGUGCAUGUAGGCUAUAUAACUCCAGAUUAUUUGGAUUCUUCUACUUGGGUUUGAACUUAGCUUUAAAAACUCCACCAAUUUUUUUAUAUGUUGUAUUAAUUUAUUUCAUAAAGAGAAAAUAUAAAAGAAAUGAUAACAAGACAUUGGAAAAUGGAAGACAGUUCACAGAUGAAGGAAACCCAGAUUCUGUAAAUAAAAAUGGAUACUAUUGUGUACCUUAUGAUGAACAAAGCAAUGAAACACCUCUUUAAGGGAAGAGAAAGAUACAUCUGUUGCUGUGUUUUCAAAUACCCCCGGGGUUCUUUCACUGAAAUUUUUCAUACUUUAUAUGUAAUGGAGAAUUUAUAACCCUAUGCAUUUAUAAUUAAACAAAUUGCAAAUCAAAAGAAAUAAGAGAACCCUUGUUAGGGUAUAGCUGUGCAUUUGUAGCUAAGGAUUUGGAGAUAUAUAAACAGGUAUUCACUUAAGCAUUUAUAACUCAAUAAAAUAGAGAAUGGGGCAAGGAUGGACAAAGGGGAAAGGGACUGUGAAAAAUUGUUGUCUUUAAAAAUCAAAAUUUGAAUCGUACUAUUCAUGCCUGAAGC